AUGGAAUUCUACCGUGAUGCAACCUGGGUAUUGGAAUUCGUGGAACAGGAGCUCUCUAAAGACAAGAGAGUUGCAGGUUCGUUACAGACCUUGGUACUUACUAGUUGUAAAAGAUAUAAGCUGAAGACAAAUCCUCGUCACAUUUAUGCCAUUGUUAGUAGUACAUGGCAGUAUAGGGAAUAUCUAGAUAAAAUCAUUAAGAAGAGCGGGAUCUUGGAGGACGUACCGAAAAAGAAAGGGAAACCGCUGUUCAAUAAGGAUACCAUAAGGCUCCUAGUACACGACCUUUUACUUUCAAAAUCGAAGCGGAUUCAGAUGGGUAAGCAUCCUAUCAAAACUUUCAUUUUGAAGCAUCAGACUAGGUUAAAGGCUGAGUUGACAAAGCUCAAAGUUAAACUUAAAGUCACCAGUCUGUCGCAGUUAAUCAAAACCGAUGAUGGAGAAGAUGUUACACCGGUUCGUUGGAUCAGAAUUAACCCUAUCCUUGUCAAGGAAAGAUAUGACGAUGUUCUUGCUGAAUUAAACAAGAAAUUCCCACAAAGAGUGAACUCUUGGAAACAAAUCGUUCCUGGGAGCAUAUAUUACGAUGAGUAUAUUCCAAACUUGUUUGGCAUUCAUCCAGGUGAUAAGAUCACUUCGCAUGAGCAAUAUAAGAGGGGGAAAAUUAUCAUUCAAGACAGGGCAUCCUGUUUCCCCGCCCACAUCCUCAAUCCAAACAGUACUGACGUUGUUAUCGAUGCAUGUGCGGCUCCCGGCAAUAAAACCACACACGUUGCGGCACAUAUCUUUGGAGACGUUGACACCAAGGUCGAUUCAGUCAAGAUACAUGCUUUUGAGAAGGAUCCUGAGCGUGCAAAAACUUUACAGAUGAUGGUUGCCACCGCGGGUUGUGCUAAGGGGGUCAAGAUACAUGUUGGUGAUUUCACAAAACUUGGUAAACCAGAACUUUUCCAGAAUGUAACUGGAUUCAUCGUUGAUCCAAGUUGUUCUGGCUCUGGUAUAUUUGGCCGUAAGGCAAUUGAUAAAGUAAACUUGAGCAAGACUGGGUCAUCAAACACCGAUGAAGAUCAGACCUCGGUUGAACCUGUGGAGCAAGAAAAAGAAUUGUUUGAAAAGGAACAAGAUUUGAAGAAUAGAUUAGCCAAAUUAUCAUCUUUCCAAUACCAAAUUGUGAAACACGCCAUGUCUUUCCCAUCUGCUAAGAAAAUAUGCUAUAGUACUUGUUCUAUUCAUGCUGAAGAAAACGAAAGAGUUGUCAUUGAUUUGCUCUUAGACUCAAAGGUCAAGGAAUGGGGUUGGAAAGUAAGAAAGAGAACCGGUGUAAUUCCAACAUGGCCUAGAAGAGGAUGGACCAGUGAAUUUGAAGAGGUGUUUCCGAAAGAGGAAGCAAAAGAGUUGGCAGAAGGGUGCAUCAGGGCUUUACCGAAGGAAGAUGGUGGCAUUGGCUUUUUCGCCGUAUGCUUUGAGCGAGAUUAG
This is a messenger RNA of Kluyveromyces lactis, 1476 nucleotides long. It is a transcript of the gene RCM1, whose product is annotated as rRNA (cytosine-C5-)-methyltransferase RCM1. The record is from RefSeq and is a predicted model, not a curated record. The transcript has a single exon. Gene Ontology annotation, biological process: rRNA base methylation. Gene Ontology annotation, cellular component: nucleolus. Bases 1 to 1476 code for a protein of 491 amino acids. Lineage: Eukaryota; Fungi; Ascomycota; Saccharomycetes; Saccharomycetales; Saccharomycetaceae. Gene Ontology annotation, molecular function: methyltransferase activity.